AUGGCUGCUGUUGCCGCUUCCUCCCUCGCCGCCAAGGCCCCUGCCGCCGCACUGGCACAGACUGGGUUGACUUCCUCAUCCAGCUCCGCUCUUCCCGGCUUUUCCGGACUCCGGGCCUCACCUCCCGUCAAGGCCGCCAAGAAGACCAGCUGCGCGCGCGGCUGCAAGUGCGCGCGCCAUGCCGUCGUCGUGCGCGCCGCUGCUGAGUCCAACGAGGCGUCCGAGCAAGCUCUCUUCGCCAGCGUCAGCCAGUCCGUCGCCGCUCCCGCUGCUCCCGCCGCCAACUCCGGAGUGAUCGUCCCGUCGAUUCUCGGCGCCGGUAUUCUUGGCGGCGCUGCUCUCGCGCUCCUUUCCAAGAAUUCCGUCCCCGCCGCUUCCGCCGCUGCCGCCACUCCACCUGUCACCUUCGACGGCGGCUACGUCCCCCGUGCCAAGCGUGCCGCACCGGCCGCGCUGGCAACGAUGGCGGCGACGUUUCCGAACGCGAUGCAGGAGGAGACGUUCAUGCGCGCCGUGGCGGCGGAGCUCUACAACCUCGGCUUCAAGCGCGACAACUGCAUCGCGCUGGUGAACACUUGCCGCGACGAGGUGUGCCGGCCGAUCGUGAAUCUGAUCGACCGCGAGUUCGGCAUGAGCUUCAACAUCGCCGGGCUGGGCGGGCUCGUGAACUGCGGCAAGACGGGGUUCAAAGCCGCCAUGAGCCACUCGCCUGAGUUCCCCUGCGACAAGAGCGGCAAGCCCAAGGAACGAUACAUUUUCUUCGGCUUCCCCCACGUGUCCAUUGGCGAGACCGGCGAGGUCGGCUCGCUGCUCCGUCGCGGUCGCGGCAAGCCGUCCAACGCGUGCGGUGCGCUCAUCGCCAUCCGCGGCGACAUUUGCGCUGGCGGUCCCAUCGUUGAGGAUCCCGACAACGCCGAGUACAUUCUUCUAAAAAAGAAGGUCGCGUCUCGAGUUACCACCGACGAGCCCAACUUGGUGCAGGUCACCCGCGCCGCGCUACAGGCUAUCACGGACGACCUCGAGUACCUUAUCUCUCAGACCGUAGACCCCGCGACUGCGGAUUACGCCGUUAUUACGGGUGUUCAGAUUCACUCGGGGAACAACCUCCCUGGCGAGCCGUUCCAGACGGAGCGCCUCUGUGACUACAUCGCCCCCAACGCUAUGUACGCCGUGAUCAACGGCGAGAAGCACAUUCUCCACUGCGAGAUCAACCAGAUCAGCGCCAUCAAAUCGGUCCCCGCCAGUCAAUUUGCUUAA
Molecule: messenger RNA, 1257 nt
Organism: Closterium sp. Naga37s-1
Lineage: Eukaryota; Viridiplantae; Streptophyta; Zygnematophyceae; Desmidiales; Closteriaceae
Source: the annotation of a GenBank genome assembly